AUUUUCACUCGAAAAAGCAGCGCUGGAACGAUACCACUUGUUGUAUUGUGCUGUUUCGGCCGAAGUAAAGUCGAAGAUCUCAAAAAUGAAAAUAGAAAAUAUAAUCUUCACUUCUGACUUAGAAAGACCCUGUUCCCUUAUGUUCAGACUCAAUAUGGACGCCAGAAUUUUGUACCCCAUCAUGGCUGAAUUACGCCUUAUCAAAACGGAUAAAGAACUUGAGGUGAUAAGGUAUGUCUGCAAAAUCGCUUCUCUAGCUCAUCGGGCGAUGAUGAAAGCGGUACGCGUUGGUCUGCAUGAAUACCAAUUGGAAAGCGUUUUCCGUCACACCUGCUAUUUCCAUGGAGGAUGUCGUCAUCAAGCUUUUACGUGCGUUGUAGCAUCAGGAGUUAACGGCGCAAUUCUUCACUAUGGACAUGCAGCCGUCCCAAACGAUAAGCGCAUCGAGGAUGGCGAUAUGUGUCUGUGCGAUAUGGGACCGGAAUACAAUUGCUACGCGGGGGAUAUUACCACUACAUACCCCGCGAACGGAAAAUACACUGAGAAGCAGAAAAUGGUUUACAAUGCUGUGCUCGAAGCAAAUAGAGCGGUGUUUAAAGCAGCAAAACCAGGAACUCGAUGGAUUGACAUGCAUAUGCUAGCCGAAAAAGUGAUACUCAUACAUCUUAAGAAGGCAGGGCUACUUAUAGGUGAUAUCGACGAAAUGAUGGAAGCAAGACUAGGAGCCGUAUUCAUGCCCCACGGUCUUGGUCAUUUCCUCGGUCUCGAUGUACAUGAUGUUGCCGGUUAUCUCGGGGCCUCCUCUAAGUUACCAGGCCUGAAAUCACUGCGCACCACCCGGACACUCCAAGAAAGGAUGGUAAGUGAUAACAAUCGAACCCGGUUGCUAUUUUAUCGAUUCAUGCUUGAUGACGCAUUCAAUGAUCCGAAGCUAGCAAAAUUUAUGGUCAAAGCAGAAAUUGACAAGUACCGUGGAGAAGGAGGGGUUCGUAUUGAAGACGAUGUGGUCAUUUGGGAGAAGGGCAACGAAAACCUGAGCGACGUACCAAGAACCACGGAGGAGAAUGUAGCGCCGAGAAGUGUGGUGCUACUACGGGGAGGAAGCGAUAUGAACCGCUACAAUACUGAUGAAACCGGAGUACCAUUCAGACAGGAAUCGUACUUCUUCUGGGCUUUCGGCGUUCACGAAAGCGAUUUCUAUGGUGCGAUCGAUGUAGACACAGGGAAAUCGUGUCUUUUCCCACCCAUUUUAGAUCCCAGCUAUGCUAUAUGGGAUGGCAAGAUCAGUGAUGAAUCCUUCUUCAAGAGCAAAUAUGAGGUUGACGAAGUUCAUUUCCGGGCAAAAAAUACUAUAAGUGAUCACAUUAGAAGGCUGAAUAUCAAGAAAGUUCUGCUUCUGAGAGCGGAAAACUCUGAUAGUGGAAACAUUCUAGAGCCACCUUCAUUCCCCGACAAAGAAUUAGGAUGUAACAGCUCAAUUCUUCACUAUGGACAUGCCAAUGCUCCCAACGAUAAGCUCAUCAAAGAUGGCGAUAUGUGUCUUUUCGAUAUGGGACCGGAGUACAAUUGCUAUGCCUCCGAUGUCACCACGUCAUUCCCCGCCAAUGGAAAAUUCAGUGAGAAGCAGAAAAUAGUAUACAAUGCUGUGCUCGAAGCAAAUCGAGCGAAGGCGGGACUACUUACGGGUCUGUUGAAAAGCUUUGAAUCAAAUUCGGGUUAUCAUAGAUCAUGGCUGUCAAAUAAGCAUAAUCACCAGCUGUUAAGCAGGUAA
Messenger RNA from Haemonchus placei, 1771 nucleotides. Lineage: Eukaryota; Metazoa; Nematoda; Chromadorea; Rhabditida; Trichostrongylidae. The record is from the annotation of a GenBank genome assembly.